Molecule: messenger RNA, 6794 nt
Organism: Anguilla anguilla (European eel)
Lineage: Eukaryota; Metazoa; Chordata; Actinopteri; Anguilliformes; Anguillidae
Gene: palld
Product: palladin, cytoskeletal associated protein
Source: RefSeq, a predicted model, not a curated record
GUGUGUGUGUGUGAGAGUGCUGGGAGGCCAGGCGUGUGUGUGGUGUAUUCCUGCCCUGUGCUAGGACUGAAACAUGAGCACGCUCCAAAUAUAGCUGCCACUCAGAGAGGCGGUGUGUGGGACAGAUGGCCCCGGCUCACUCAGAGCAGCCCGAGCAGCCGCUGCCCAAAGCCUCAGUCUGCUGCUCUCAGCCCUUACACUCACCCAUCUUAAGCUGGAGACGUCCGCUACGCGCCACACACUGGAAGGAUGCAGGACGGGAGCUGUGAUCAGGCGCUCCCCCUCUCUGUGAUGCUGAAGGAGGCGUGUCCAGGGCAGGGGGACGGGGCGUUCUCACAAGCCUGGGCGGAUGGGGAGCUGUACCUGGAUUCGCUGCCGCAGGCGGCGGACGGUGCCGAGGGGGAGGGGUUUCCUGAGCUGUCGUCCUUCCUGAGCCAGGAUGAGAUUGACCGCAGCCUGGACCUGGCCCGAGAGGCAUUUGCACAGGAGGAGGGGGAGCCAAACCAGGACCCGCCCCAAACCACACCCCUCCCUACCCCUAAGGACCUGCCCCAGGCCGCUGGCCCCGCCCCCCAGGCCCCUCCCACAGGGCGGGAGAAGCACGUGUGCCAGCGCUCCAUGGCCCCGGCGGUGUACAAGCAGGACGGGCCGCGGCUGGCCCACGCGGACCUGUCGCUCAGCGAGCGCGCUUCCUCCGCCAGCGAGUUCUGCAGCCGCGCGGCCACCUUCAUCGAGGAGCUGUCCUCCAUCUUCAAGGGCCCCGGCAACCCUGAUCACCAUGGCGACGAGGAAACGUCCUCCCCCGACAGUGGCUACCUGUCCCCCAAGGGCCCGCGCGACGCUGAGCGGCUGGCCCCGCCCACUGCAGGGGAGGAGCCUGUGGCCCCGCCCCGUUUCUCCCAGAAGCUGAAGAGCCAGGAGGUGGCCGAAGGGAGCCCCAUCCGGCUGGAGUGCAGGGUCACUGGGAACCCCCCACCGCUGGUCCGGUGGUUCUGCGAGGGGCGGGAGCUGCAUCACUGUCCUGAUAUCCAGAUCUCGCGGCAUGCGGACCUGCACACGCUGGUGAUCACAGAGGCCUUCGAGGACGACACCGGACGCUACACCUGCGUGGCGUCCAAUUACCUGGGAGCCGACAACACCUCUGCAGAGGUCUACAUCGAAGGGGCCUCUUCCUCUGACUCAGAAGGAGAAGGUUCGGGGCAGAAGACCAAGCCAGGAGCCAUGCCACAGGUCCAGAAGAAGACCACCUCCGUUUCCCUGACGAUUCGCACUUCUUCGCCCAAGACCCCAGAGGCCGCGCCCCACCGAUCCACCCUCGUGCAGCCUCUCUCUGCACCCCCCCUGCGGGUGCAGAGUCCAAUGUCCUCUCUGCAGGGGGGAGAGGGCUCAUACAUAGCGCCCCCUGUCUUCACUAAGCCCCUGCACGACGUGCAGGCCUCGGAGGGCCAGGUGGUGGUUCUGGAGUGCCGGGUUCGAGGCAGCCCCCCCCUGCGGGUCCGCUGGUACCGACAGGGCCAAGAGGUCCAGGAUUCGCCCGACUUCCGCAUCCUGCAGAAAAAGCCUCGGUCAGCCGCUGAGCCAGAGGAGAUCUGCACACUGGUGAUCGCAGAGGCGUUUCCAGAAGAUGGCGGUCUGUUCAGCUGCACAGCCACCAACCAUUAUGGGACUGCCACCAGCACAGCCCAGCUGAACAUACACUCAGUGAAUGAGGACUUCAGCAGAAACGGGGUGCUGUUUGAUGACUCCCAGGCCUUCCCCCCCCCACCUCCCCCAACAGAGAUCAGCCUGCUGGAGUUGCCCCCCAAGACAGAGCGUUUCCAUGUCAAUGAGCUGGAAAUCUGGCCCAGUGUGGUGCCAGCAUCGCCCGUCCAGACCGAACCCGAGGCCCUGGAGGUCUGCAGCAAUGGCCCGGCCGCCAGCCCCCCACCCCAGGAUCCCUCACCCCCCCCACCACCCGCUGGGGAGUCUCCACCCCUGUCCCCGCCUUCCCCCACGAGGAGUGGCCCACCACUGCCCACCAAACCCAAGCCCAAACUAUCUGAUGACAUAACUGAGAAAACGGUCAAUGACAGCAGUGCAGAUCAACUGAAGCAGCUGCAGGCUCAGAUCCUCCUGGAGCAGCAGGAACAGGAAGUCCCGCCCCCUCCUCAGGAGCAGCAGCUGCAGCAGGAGGAAGUACCGCCCCCAUCUCCUCCUCUCCCCCCUCCACCAUCCUUCCAGGAGCUGGAGAACAGUGAGCAAGCUCCGCUCCCCACAAGCUCGCCCAGCACCAUGCAGACCGCCAGCACCUUCAACUACGCCCGUCCCAAGCAGUUUAUCGCUGCCCAGAGCCCUGCCGCCCCUGCUGGGGGGUACACCAGCCAGUCCUCGGGCUCCUCCGGCUCCGGGCUGCCCUCCCCCCUCUCGCCCCCCACCCCUCACAAGGCCUUCAGCAAAGUCACCUUGCCACCCUUCCAGCCAGCUCCGCCCAAAACCACCAAUCAGGAGUCUCCAGCGUCCCCGUCCUUCCCUCCCCCACCCCCCCCAUUCCUCAGCCCCACCCUCUCCUCCCCCGCCCAGGACUUCCCCCCUCCGCCCCCGCCCCCUCCCCCGCCCUCUGCCCCCUGCCAGUCUGACCCCUUUGGCUCCGCCCCUCAGUCCCCUGCUGGCUUCCUGGUCUCCGUCCUGCCGCAGUCUCCGCCUCCACCUGUCAACGCGCUGGGCCUGCCCAAAGGCAAUGGGACUGUCGCAAUCACCCGCAAGCAGAGCCGCACGCCGCGCAUCGCCUCCGACUCAGAGAUCCAGGGCUCUAAAGACGCCGUCAUCCAGGACCUGGAGAGGAAGCUGCGCUUCAAAGAGGAGAGGAUCAGCAACGGCCAACAGAGGCUAACCUAUGAGGAGAAGAUGGCCCGCCGGCUGCUUGGGGCUGACAGCGCUGCCACUGUGUUUAACAUGCAGGAGUCAGAGGAGGAGCCUGCCACCCAGGACUGCAGUUCCCCUGACAUAGACUCUGUUCCUCAAAAGGAGUACAAGGUGUCCAGCUUUGAGCAGCGUCUGAUCAGCGAGAUAGAGUUCCGUCUGGAGCGCUCGCCCGUUGAAGAGUCUGAUGAUGACGUCCAGCAUGACGAGGAUGCUCCUGGACAGCAGGUGGCGCCGCUCUUCUCUCAGAAGCUGAAGCACUUCAAGGUGUUCGAGGGCAUGCCUGUCACCUUCUCCUGCAAGGUCGCGGGGGACCCCAAGCCAAAGAUUUACUGGUUCAAAGACGGGAAGCAAAUCUCCAAGCGCAGCGAGCAUUACCGUAUCAGCCGCCAGCCGGACGGGACCUGCUCCCUGCACACGGCCGCCGCCUCCAUCGACGACGACGGAAACUACACCGUCAUGGCCAGCAACCCCGAGGGAAGGACUAGUUGCACAGGGAGGAUGAUGGUUCAGGCAGUAAAUCAGAGAGGGAGAAGCCAGAGAUCCACGCCUGGACACAUCCGCAGGCCGCGCUCCCGCUCCAGAGACAGCGCUGAGGAGGACGGUAAUAUUCAGGAGCGCCACUUCCGCCCUCACUUCCUGCAGGCGCCGGGUGACUUAAUCGUGCAGGAGGGCCGGCUGUGCCGCAUGGACUGCAAGGUGAGUGGGCUGCCCACGCCAGACCUGAUCUGGCAGCUGAACGGGCAGACCAUCCGGCCUGACAGCGCCCACAAGAUGCUGGUGCGGGAGAACGGGGUGCACUCGCUGGUCAUCGAGCCUGUCACCUCCAGAGACGCCGGCGUGUACACCUGCAUCGCCAGCAACCGCGCCGGACACAACUCCUUCAGCCUGGAGCUCAUCGUAGCAGCCAAAGAGAUGCACAAGGCCCCGUCUUUCAUUGAGAAGCUCCAGAACACGGGCGUGGCCGAGGGGUACCCCAUUCGCCUGGAGUGCCGAGUGUCCGGGGUGCCCUACCCCCAAAUCUUCUGGAAGAAGGAGAACGAAUCCCUCACUCACAACACGGACAGAAUCAGCAUGCAUCAGGAUAACCACGGCUAUAUCUGCAUGAUCAUUCAGCCCGCCACUAAAGAGGACGCUGGCUGGUACACCGUCUCCGCCAAGAACGAGGCGGGCAUCGUGUCCAGCACCGCCCGCCUGGACGUGCACGCCCAGUGGCAGCAGUCCCACACCCCAAAGCCCAGGAAGGUGCGGCCGUCGGCCAGUCGCUACGCGGCCCUCACCGAGCGGGGCCUGGACGUCAAAGCCGCCUUCUUCCCCGACUACAGCCCCGCCCAGCAGCCCGGGGGAUUGGUGGAGAGUGAUGACCUGUAGAGACCAGCAGGGGGCCCCCUCACCCCCGCCCUGCCCAGCCCAACCCCCGCUUCCCUCCCCUCCUGUCCCGCUCUCUUCUUCUCUCACGGGGGUUCAGUUCUCUUGCUUUAUCUGUCAGGAAAGGUGUGGAAUAAGCAGUGCUGGCACACAGACUCUGCUCUCCAAGAUGGAUGACCAGAAGCCCUCGUCACAUGACCUGCCUGCCGUCUUGUAGUCCUGCCCAGCACAGCACAGCACAGCUCAGCCCUGCACAGCGUGUGUGUACUGGACACGCGUCCUGACGUCACUCUCUCAACAUGCCUCUGAAUCCCAGGUUUCUAUGCAUGCUGCUUAAAAUAAAGAAAGAGGGAAAAGGGGUGUUUUUAUAUGCUUCUGUGCCUGCAUCAGCUUCACUGCACCAUGCACGGGCUGCAGGAACUCAGGAGGAAGGUGAUGAUGAUGAUGAAGACCGUGUCUCCUGUCCUGCGUGUGUGUGUUGUGGGGGAGCACAGAACACUCCAGCUGUGUCUUUCAGUGUUUUUGGUAAAAACCAGGAGUGAUGUGGUUGCAGUGUAGUCAUGACGACACUGUCCCUUUUACAAUGUGGGUGUAGCACAAGUGCCUUUGACCUUUCUGAACACUGUGUAAGUUUUAAGGCUGAGGGAUUUCUUUUAUUUUUAAAAAUAAUAAAAAGUGUAAGUAGCGUCUAGUUUUGCAUGUUACCGAGGUGCCAUUUUAAUACUCCGCAGUCACAGCUGCAGAAGUGAUGUAUCUUAUCUAAGCUCUGAGGAUCUUUGCUUACUUCCCUUUAGGGAGGUACCACUUGGGGGCGGGGGGGGGGUCAGAUAAAUCUGCCGUAAUGUAUCCCCCAGUUGUGCUCUGCGUGCUGGGGGCCUGGGGGGGCGGGGGGGAUGGACACGGCAGCACGAGGCCGGCCCUUCUCAUUCGUGUUUGUCUCGUGGUCGCUCAGGAGAAGCAGAAGCAGGUGAAAACGGAAACGGAACGUUGCUGGAAUGGUGCGCGGUUUGGCAGUGGGGCGGCGUCGCUGCGGUAAGGAGAGAUUGACAGGCACGUGGACAGGAGGGUGAGGGUGAGGAAGCAGUGAGGUCAGCAGCCUUAAAUACCGCUGGUUAGCGUGACGCUAUCCGAAGCCAGCACCGGGCCUUUCACCAAAACGCCCUCUUACCAAACUAUCGGCAGUUAGCAGCCCGUCCAUGCGCAGGCCGUCCUGACUGGCUCUUUCAGACCCAUCCACAGCAGUCAGGCUGUAAGAAACAUCAGCGCUGGCCCAGAAUAAACACGCUCUCACCCACAGGUUAACAUGGGGCUGUGAACAGCCGUCACAUUUAAAACCAUCAGAAAUGCCAGCGGGCAGUUAGCCCCUGCAGCCAUGGCCUGGUCUGUGGGGCUGUGUGUCUGUGGGUCUGUGGGUCUGUGUGUCUGCAGCCAUGGCCUGGUCUGUGGGGUGUGUGUCUGCAGCCAUGGCCUGGUCUGUGGGGCUGUGUGUCUGCAGCCAUGGCCUGGUCUGUGGGGCUGUGUGUCUGUGGGGUGUGUCUGCAGAGGGAGCCGCUCUUUGGCAUGCCAGGGUAAACCACGCCCACAGGCUCAGCUGAAACCCUGGCGCUGUGUUCAGGAGAAAUGAGCAUGCUGUGGAGGGACUGCCCACAGAGGAGGACGAUGAUGAAGAUUACGCCAACCAUAACCUUGUUCUGAUGUUUUAUUCCUUAGACUGAGGUCAGAUACGAAAUAUCGUUUCAAGGGUUCUUGUGUGGGUAUACCCCACUCUGUGGAAUGGGGAGUUUUUGUGGGUAUACCCCACUCUGUGGAAUGGGGAGUUUUUGUGGGUAUACCCCACUCUGUGGAAUGGGGAGUUUUUGUGGGUAUACCCCACUCUGUGGAAUGGGCGGGUUCUUGUGUGAGUGUACCCCACUCUGUGGAAUGGGGGCCCUUUAUUUUUGUAUGAGAGAAACACAGUUUAGCACAGCAUAUAUGUAAUUUAUAUUUUAUUCUCCUGCCUUUGUUGAUAACUUUCCAGAAACUAUCUUAGUUAAGCCUUUCCCUUCAUCUCUUUUUUCAAACAUUUUAAGCUGGUCUAUUUCAAAUAUGAUGCCUACCAGUAUCAGUUAUAUAAUGCCAUGACAGAUCAAACUGGCAUGUUUAUUAUUAUUAUUAUUAUUAUGAUGAUGAUUAUCUGUGCACUUGCUGUAUUCUUUGGUACUAUGGAGACCCCAACAUUAGCAUGACCUAAAGGAGUACAACGCUCAUCAGUCACUUAGUACUUAACCAACAGUUAUAUCUUUGCUCACAAAUCAUGUAUGUCAUUAAGUUCAUGUAUUUUUUUACAUACCAGUUUAACACAGCUUCUGCUAAUCUGUUAACCACCGUCUCCCUUCUGUCUGUUACCGAGCAACAUGGUCCAGCCAAAUACGGUCACUUAUUUUCACAUUUUAUUAUCACGCCUUCAUACGCCACUGACUGUGCCUGUGUAUGGACUGCUAAUGAUUUUAAGGUUUUAAUUACCGUAAUAAAAGGAGUCUCUGGAUGAC